Molecule: messenger RNA, 4047 nt
Organism: Sphaerulina musiva SO2202
Lineage: Eukaryota; Fungi; Ascomycota; Dothideomycetes; Mycosphaerellales; Mycosphaerellaceae
Exons: 3
Coding region: 1466-3076 (536 amino acids)
Biological process (GO): regulation of transcription by RNA polymerase II
Molecular function (GO): protein dimerization activity; RNA polymerase II cis-regulatory region sequence-specific DNA binding; DNA-binding transcription factor activity, RNA polymerase II-specific
Source: RefSeq, a predicted model, not a curated record
GCUGCUCUUACUCGCACUAUUUAUUACCUUACUUGUCCGGAUCGAUUUCCUACAAUCGAUAUAACACUGGAGUUGCGCUACUUCUCGACGAUUGGACGCUGCCACUACUGCUGGAUUCCUCCCGCGCUGCGAACCCUGACCAUAAGCGAACCCAAUAUUCACCGCUGCAGCCGCGCUCCCUCCAUUUCCCAUAUAAGCUACACGUUAGUGACUAGCUAGCGACGACAGCAUCAUCAUCAUCAUCAUCGUCGUCGUCGUCGUCGUCGCCGCCUUCGUCGCCGUCGUCGUUGCGUUGCUGCACCGCCCUUUGCUCACCGCGGACAGACGAGGCCGGCGCACUGCUAACCCACACCGCCCGCCGCCACGACGCUUGUCUUGUCUCCCAUUCUUCCGUUCUUCUUUGUGGCCGUUCCGUCUGCUGGCGCACAGAGCCCCCCGUCUUUGAUACACCGGCCUGACAGACUGGUCGUGCACGAGAGAGCCCACCCCACCCAGCGGCCACCUCGGAGAUCCACUACUGUACCCCCCAUUUUAGCGCACUUUACUUUCUCGACGUCGCACCGCCUCGCUCGCGCCGCCACAGCACGCUCGACCGACCUCUCUCUCUCUCCACGAGAGCCGACUUGAAGCGCCUGGAGUAGUGGGAUCGGGGUCGACUGCACACCUCCUUCCGCCUCCGGACACCGAUUAGCCUCCAGGAAGCCGAAAUCGUCGAAACCCCCAGCCCAGCCUCGACUACGGCCGACCACACACGUACGCCCAAACGCUCAAACGCUCGAACGCUCGAACGCUCGCACGCACGCCCGCCCGCCCGCUCGUCCCAAAAGCUCGCAACGCACCUAUCCGCUUGCACGCGCGAGCUAUACCAACCACGACUCCUCCGCUCUCUCUCAACACUGCAGGCAGCCCGUUGCCUCGACUAGCCUGCAACGACUCGUGCCGGUGAGUGCCCUGCCUUUUCCUCACCAGUUGGUUGCAUGAUUGUCGUUGCGAUCUCGCGAGUCCUGGACGACUGCCCGCGCUUGCGAUCGGCGAUGACGAGAUCCAGCGCAAGCGUGCCCCAGACAGAAAGCAGCAAGCGCGAAGCACACCGUCUGGCAAGGCUACCCGACGACGCGACGAGUCCUCAGAACAUACAUCCCUCUUCCUUCCUCGAACAUACAUCGCACGUCAUUUUAGAGCACGAAGGUGCCUGCUGCGGUGCACUUCAACGCCGAUCGACCAUUGGACAACAUCAGGCCGUUGUACUUGCGACGCGCUCUCGCCCGGUCCUAUCAACUCUGCCAGCACACCUCAGCCUUGCGCCCUUCGGCGAGCAGCCAAGAAAUAAGGCCGAGAGAGACACACACCACAUCCUAUCACUCCACGCAGGAGCCACGACACGACACCAUCGCACUGUCACUAGGUUGGACAGUGAGGAGAAGCGCCGGGAAUACCUACUGGCAAGCGAGCGGUGAAUCAAGGAAUGCCUGGAUCCUCCAGAGACAGUCUCAACAUAGUUCCGCCGUUUGACAGCCAAGCGAAAGAAACCGACAACAAGCGCGACUCACCCCUUGAAUUCACAUUUGAUAGUGGUCUAGAGGAGGACGAGAUGGCGCAAUCGCCAUUCAUCAAAUCCGAGCCUGACGACUAUAACAACUUCAACUCUAAUCAGUACAUGACGUUCACCCCCAAUCACGGUCACAUGAACAACCAGGCAGGCGGCAACAUGAACGUGAACCCGGUGAACCUGACCAAUGGCGGUGCCAAUUUCAUGUCAUCCUCUUACAUCGCAGACGACGAACUUGCCGACCUCAACAUCGACAGCACUCCCCAAUUUGGCGCCGACGUACAGUUCCAGAACUACUUCCCGACGCAACAAACCAUGUCUAACUCGAACACCUUCUCCCACACACCCGAUGGCGCUCCCAUACAGUCACCGUUCAAUGGCGACUUCAACUACGGGCAGUUUCGGGCAGUGCCGGGUCAGCAGCAGCACCAGUUUGGUCACAGCCUACCAGCGCAAACUCAGGGCUUUCGACAACCUCACAUGAAUGGCGAGCGCAAAGUGUCCGACUCGCGGUCACCUGCCACGCCCAACACACCAGGCAUCCAGCACCUCAAUGUCAACGACGAUAUCCAUCCUGGCAUGCAACAAAUUAGCCACCGACAACACAACUCUCUUGGCAACGGCUGGGAAAGCACUCCCAGUGGUCACAGUUGGGGCGAUACUUCACCGUACCCUUCACCUAACGGCCAACCACAGCACCCGCAGAUUGAGGCGGUACUGCGAGGUACUCAUCACCACAAAGUGGCAUCGAGCCUUCCUACCAAGAUGGAGCCGGGCUUUGGAGCGCCCUCUACUACGCAAGAAGCUAAGCGUCGCCGGAGACGUGAGUCUCACAAUAUGGUUGAGCGUCGUCGUCGCGACAACAUCAACGAACGCAUCCAGGAUCUGGGCACACUAGUCCCGCAGCAUAGACUCGAGGAUGAAAAGGUGCGCAAGCACUUGCAGACUAAUGCACCAUUGUCGCCAUCGAUCGCCAACUCGGGUAUGUCGCCGCCAAAUGCCUCCCUGCUUGGCACCUCAGCUCGCCGAGCUGCUGGUAACAUUACUCAAGGGCUGCCGCUCGAAGAAAAGGACAAAGGCCCGAACAAGGGUGACAUAUUGAACGGAUCAGUCGCUUGGACACGCGACAUGGUCUGGUUCAUCCACAUGAAACUCGACCAGGAACAGCGACUCAAGAAGUACGUUCAAGACCUUGGCGGCAAGUGGCCAUUCGAACAAAGCGAGGAGGAGGUGCGCAUGACCUCCGAGUUCUUGGAAGUCCUCACCAAGCACCAUGAACAUGGUGGAUUCUCGGGGUAUACCCGCGCUCCUGGAUCUGGCCUACGAGUCCCUGGCUUCACCAAUCUGAAUGGUGACAGCAUUGGCACUGCCGAACUACCAAACUUGACCAUUCCAGCUAUGAGCCCAGGUUUCCACCCCGGCGGUAGCGGCAUGUCGAGUGGGAUGUCCCAUGACUCCACCGGAUACAAUUGGACCAACGAUCCGAAAGAGGAAGAUGAGUUUGGAAUUGGUAUGGAGAUGCAAUAGGGUCGCAACUUCACCUACCAGCCACAAUCCCCUGCCCUCACCUAUCCACAGUCACCGCCACCUUUAUUCGACUUCGAUGCACACCUCUAUCCCGCCAAUUUUGAAGGUUUGCCAUCUACCGAAAUCUAGGCUGAUUGUGGCCGCAGCUGCUUGAGCGCUUAGCCUGAAGCUAUUUUUCCUGCGGCACAACACCACAGAGCUGUGACCAAUCGUGCCAUUAUGCGAUAGCUGCUGUGUCAGCAUGCAUAGCCGCUCAUGGACCAGCAUUCUCUGCUCUUGCCCUCACCACUUGUUUGCGACACUCAUGUCACCUCUCGGACUUUUUUUUUUGACAAUUACCAAUCACUAUACCAGCGGCGUUUGGUUUCAACCGGGUCCAAUCUUUUGGGGCUUUCGGAUUCUGCUUGAGCACCAAUGAUACCAUUUGCUUUUGCUUCGACGACUGGUUUUCUCGGCCUAUCAAAUGCUGAACCACGUGUUUCAGCUACACACUUGCGACGGCUGCGAUUCAUGCUCUUUCCAGUAAAUGCACUUCUGGGGGUCUUGCAUAUUUGGGCGUUCAGAGAGAGAAAGGGAGAAGGGAGGGAGGGAGCGAGGUACAGGGCCAGGCGCGCGCGAGAUCAUGACACUGCCAACUAUGAGCCUUCGUUGGUCGGAACGAGGCAUUUUGCAGAAGUCUGCUUGAGUCGUCAUGACGAUGUUGAUGAACACCCCCUUGGCUUCUCUGAUCUACUACCUUACACGGAUGAUGGAUGGAUUAUGAAUGGAGUUUUUGCAUGUCUCUGGCUGGAUCUACUCAGCUGGCGGACCAACAGCUGCGUAGUAGAGCGCGGAGACUGUUUGGGGUGGAAGGUUGAGAAGAUUUCGAUGACUUUGUUUGAGAACGGCAUGACUGGCAGGACUGAUUAUGCAACAUCAUCACACAUUCACACAUUCACACACCUAAUGGAUAGCCGAGAUAUCAUUUCAAC